AUGUCGCGCUGCUCCAACACCUCCGGCUACACCGCCGUGCGGGAGCACCCCAGCGACGCGUUCUAUUUGGAGAUCCGCUCCGGACCGGACCGCAUCAUCCUCGGCACCUUCGAGACGGCGCACAAGGCGGCGCGUGCCUACGACGCCUUGGCAGCCCACGCGCAGAUGAACUGGACGCGCCAGCAGGCGGAGGAUCUGGCGCCGCGGCGCCGCAUAUGCACCUCUUCACCGACGAGGACAAGGGUCAUCACAAGAUACUACACAUCCAGCUGUACCGAGGACAAGCGCCUCAUGACGGAGUGGAAGCAUCCCUUCCCGCAGGACGUCGAGCACAAUGCGGCGCGGAAGGCGAGCCGCGUUGCGAGAAGGAAGGACAAGGCCGAGCGCCGCGCCUUCAUCCUAGCGUGGGAGGCCGGCCCUCAGACGAUCGAUGACGACGACAAUAGGUGGAUGGUCCUCCACGAUGGUGUCCGACACCACCAUGUCGGGAUCGGUCUGGAGCAACUAGUGGAGUAG
This is a messenger RNA of Lolium perenne, 516 nucleotides long. RefSeq lists its product as uncharacterized. Gene Ontology annotation, biological process: regulation of DNA-templated transcription. Gene Ontology annotation, molecular function: DNA-binding transcription factor activity; DNA binding. NCBI's taxonomy places the organism in Eukaryota, Viridiplantae, Streptophyta, Magnoliopsida, Poales, Poaceae. The record is from RefSeq and is a predicted model, not a curated record.